AUGACUCGCCCGGCGACGUUAACAGCGCCAGCAGUGAACUGCACCUACGAGCCUGCACGUACCCACGCACCGAAGCGCACAUCGAUCACGAUCAGCCAGCAAGCUGAUUGGCUAGUGCGGCAGUGUGCGAUGCUGAUUGGGUGGAGUCACUGGUACCAGUCAACAAUCCCGACGGUGAGGCAUUUGUGUCUGAUCGCUGGAGCAACAGCUGUGGGUGCGGUGGCGCUGGCGGUACCGGUCUUCGCCACUGAGUUAAUCGUACAUCCUACGAAGCUGAACUGGCCGCAUCGGGGCAUGCUAUCCUCCCACGAUCAUGCCUCUUUACGGCGAGGUUAUCAGGUUUACAAGGAGGUGUGCUCUGCUUGUCACAGCAUGAAAUUCCUUGCGUACCGCCAACUCGUAGAUCAUGUUCUCACUGAGGAGGAGGCCAAGGCCGAGUGUGCUGAGAUCCUAGUGACUGACGGGCCGGACGACGAAGGCAAGAUGUUUCAACGUCCAGGUCGGCUGACGGACCUACUGCCUUCGCCCUACCCCAACCGCGAGGCCGCGCAAUUCGCCAACAACGGAGCCUUUCCACCCGACCUCACCUUUAUUGCCAAAGCACGUCAUGGCCUUGAGGACUACGUCUUUCAUCUGCUCACUGGCUAUUGUGACCCACCGCCGGGCCGGGAGCUGGAGAAGGGUCAGUACUACAAUCCCUACUUCCCAGGUGGCGCGCUGACCAUGACACCACCGCUGUACGAUGAGCAGGUGGAGUUCGCGGAUGGGACGCCAGCCAGCGUCUCGCAGAUGGCCAAGGACUUGGUGAGCUUUCUCACCUGGUCGUCAGAUCGGAAUCAUGACAAGCGCAAGCGAGUUCUCUUCAAGGCAGUCAUCGUAAUGGUCAUUGGAACCAUUCUUGCUGGUGUGUACAAACGCAAGAAGUGGGCCAACAUUCUGACCCGCAAAGUGGUCUAUAAGAACCGCCCGAUGCCGAAGGACCUCUAG
Messenger RNA from Echinococcus granulosus, 987 nucleotides. Its product is annotated as Cytochrome c1, heme protein. The record is from RefSeq and is a predicted model, not a curated record. The coding region runs from base 1 to 987 and encodes 328 amino acids. Gene Ontology annotation, molecular function: electron transfer activity; heme binding. Gene Ontology annotation, biological process: mitochondrial electron transport, ubiquinol to cytochrome c. NCBI's taxonomy places the organism in Eukaryota, Metazoa, Platyhelminthes, Cestoda, Cyclophyllidea, Taeniidae. The transcript is spliced from 4 exons.